This is a messenger RNA of Condylura cristata (star-nosed mole), 688 nucleotides long. It is a transcript of the gene RERGL, whose product is annotated as RERG/RAS-like. Gene Ontology annotation, molecular function: GTPase activity; GTP binding. Lineage: Eukaryota; Metazoa; Chordata; Mammalia; Eulipotyphla; Talpidae. The transcript is spliced from 5 exons. The record is from RefSeq and is a predicted model, not a curated record. The coding region runs from base 36 to 650 and encodes 204 amino acids.
CAGAAGAUAGAACUGCCAACGAGUAGAAAAGCAAGAUGAAUGAUGUGAAGCUUGCUGUCUUGGGUGCUGAAGGGACAGGCAAAUCUGCCCUUAUAGUGAGGUUUUUUACCAAGCGAUUCAUUGGAGAAUAUGCUUCUAAUUUUGAAUCAAUCUAUAAUAAGCAUUUGUAUCUGGAAGGAAAGCAGCUGAAUCUGGAAAUAUAUGACUCUUGCUCUCAACCACAGAAAGCAAAAUUUUCCCUCACAAGUGAACUGCACUGGGCGGAUGGGUUUAUUAUUGUGUAUGACAUCAGUGACAGGUCUUCAUUUGCUUUUGCAAAAGCACUGAUCUACAGAAUCAGAGAGCCACAAAGUAGUCAUUGUAAAAGAACUGUGGAAUCAGCAGUGCUUUUGGUUGGCAAUAAGCAAGAUCUCUGUCACGUGAGAGAAGUUGGCUGGGAAGAAGGGCAGAAAUUGGCCUGUGAUUACCGAUGCCAGUUCUCUGAACUGUCUGCAGCAGAACAGUCUCUAGAGGUAGAAAUGAUGUUUAUCAGAGUUAUCAAGGAUAUCCUGACAAACUUCAAACUCAAAGAGAAGAGAAGACCCAGUGGAUCUAAAUCAAUGGCCAAAUUGAUCAAUAAUGUAUUUGGAAAGCGAAGAAAAUCUGUUUAGUAGACAUAUAAUCCUAGGGGAUUUAUUAUAUCAGAGUU